AUGAGAAUGCGGCAAUGUUCUUUAGGCCAAAUCGUAUGGCUGAAUGGAUAGUGCCUCUUAUGUAGUUUUUUGCAUGUUGCUUGCCAUAUUGUUGGGUAAAGAAAUUGGCAGGAAUAAAGUUUGUGCACUCACACAGUAAAUAGUGUAAUGGCAGGUCCAAUACAGGAGAGAAAUCAGGAUGCAACAGUUUAUUGUGGGAAUCUGGAUGAAAAGGUUUCAGAGCCAUUGCUCUGGGAACUGUUUCUCCAAGCAGGACCCGUCGUUAAUGUUCACAUGCCAAAGGACAGAAUUACUCAAGCACAUCAAGGUUAUGGGUUCGUCGAGUUCAUGGGGGAGGAAGAUGCAGACUAUGCUAUUAAGAUUAUGAACAUGAUUAAAGUGUAUGGGAAGCCCAUACGUGUUAAUAAGGCCUCUGCGCACAAUAAAAAUCUUGAUGUUGGAGCAAAUGUGUUUAUUGGCAACCUCGAUCCAGAAAUUGACGAAAAGCUUCUCUAUGAUACAUUCUCCGCUUUUGGUGUCAUUCUGCAAACGCCAAAGAUCAUGCGUGAUCCAGAAACUGGAAACUCCAAGGGUUUUGCCUUCAUCAACUUUGCUAGUUUUGCGGCAUCAGAUGCGGCUAUAGAAGCAAUGAACGGCCAGUACCUGAGCAACCGACCAAUCAGCGUUUCGUAUGCCUUCAAAAAAGAUUCCAAAGGAGAAAGACAUGGCUCUGCUGCUGAACGACUCCUGGCUGCACAGAAUCCAUUGACCCAGACAGACCGGCCGCAUCAACUGUUUGCUGAUGCUCCUCCGGUUGCACCCAGCGGUAUGGACAUUGCUCAGCAGAUGUCCGGCAUCAAUAUGCUUGUUCCGCCUGGACAAGUGUCAGUUCCGUCUAUUCCACCACCAAGUUUACCUCCGGCAAUCCCCCCACCUGGAUUACCUCCCCAUGGUUUAAUCCCCCCACCGCCUGUUAUGCCGCAGAUGCCACCAUCUUCGCAACCCCUGUUUAUGACUCGGCCAGUUCCUCCAUCAUCAGUUGCCUCCUCCACCGCCGACUACCCAGCGUCCAUUGGAGCUGCGUCCUCCGCAGGUCAGAUGCCCCUACCAGGCCAGCGUCCAAUACUGCCCCCUCCAAGACCGAUGAUGGCACAUGGACGGCUUCCCCCUCCCAUGCCUCCACCUGUCAUUCCAACCCCUGGUCAACCAGAAGGAGGCCCCUCCGGAGUGGCUGAAAGCAACACCGGCGUGCAAUUUAACCAGAGAACAUUCCCUCCACCUGGUAUCCCUGGAUUUCCAAGACCCCCCAUGUCGGAUUCAGCAGGUGCGUUCGGCCAUCCUGGUCAGUUUUUCGGAGCACCUCCUCACCCAGGUCAGUUUGGACCACCUGGGAUGGCACAGAGUGGCCUUCCACGAGGUCCACCUCCACAAAUGAGACAAGGCCCACCUUUCGGUGGCUUCAGGGGUCCGCAACCAGGACUGCCCACAGAUCAUGAUGCUCAGUUUGAUCCACGUGGAAAUGCAAGAAUGAGAAUGCCUAUGGAUCAGCGCGGAAUGAGGCCAAGAAUGAUGCAACCACCACGACCUCCACCACGAACGUGAGUUGGUAAAAAAAGACAUUGAAGCUGUUGCAUCUGUCUGUAAGUGGUUGGUUCCUCAUUCUGCAAAAGAAGAACAAUGGCAUGUUUGACAUGUCGCUACAACGAUGCUUGCUAAUGCCUGCAUUGGUUGCACAAAAUCGAAGUUUAGAAAACACAAUACAAAGUUUUCGAAUUCAAACUUCUUAGAUUUAAUUUGCUACUCUCUUCUUAUUCCUCAAAUACUGAUGUUUCCCUGGAAGUUGUCCCCCUAUUAGCUCAGACUUUCACUAGGUUGGACUGAGUUUCAAUUCCCAUUUAAUUUUUUCUCCUUAUUCAAGUUAAAAAUCGGACAUUUGCCUCGUCAGAAAGUUUCCUUGAGAAUUUCCUUUAAUUUUCCUGUAAGAGUUGGUUUUGCUUUGCUGAAAAAAGAUUAAAUUUGGUACACAACCCAUUCAAAAAGCUCUUUCCAUCUUCCUUUCCCAAAAAGAAAAUAUCUUCCUACCACCUUAGUGAAAUGAUAUGGAAAGUUUCAUAGAGCUGUGCAAGCUCCCAUAUUGCUUCUAUGUUUUUUACUCAUCUUCUGAAAGUAGUCAUUUUGUGUUCCUAACAUUGCUUUUAUUUUCAUGUAUUUAAUAAGGAUAAACUGUUGCAUAAUGUCCAAAAUAUAUUAUGUCUAAAA
Molecule: messenger RNA, 2238 nt
Organism: Rhopilema esculentum
Lineage: Eukaryota; Metazoa; Cnidaria; Scyphozoa; Rhizostomeae; Rhizostomatidae
Biological process (GO): positive regulation of mRNA splicing, via spliceosome
Cellular component (GO): U2 snRNP; nucleolus; precatalytic spliceosome
Molecular function (GO): RNA binding
Source: RefSeq, a predicted model, not a curated record